Messenger RNA from Microsporum canis CBS 113480, 2637 nucleotides. RefSeq lists its product as hypothetical. Gene Ontology annotation, molecular function: protein binding. The record is from RefSeq and is a predicted model, not a curated record. The coding region runs from base 1 to 2637 and encodes 878 amino acids. NCBI's taxonomy places the organism in Eukaryota, Fungi, Ascomycota, Eurotiomycetes, Onygenales, Arthrodermataceae. The transcript has 4 exons.
AUGAUGGAAACUAGAGAAACCAAGCCUUCAGCUGGCGAUAUGGAGGGCUCUCGCCUUAUGAGACUCCCGUUUGAGACCAUCGAGGCUAUCUUCUCCCAUGUAGACCCAGAGGAUCUCGUCAACCUGUGUUUGGUUUCAAGGUCGGUUAGGGAACAUGCUGCGUCUCGACUCUAUCGAUCUCUCAACUGCGUCCUCCAGCCCAGAAGUGAUAUAGAGCAUAAGUGGCCUAUCGAUCGUCUUGCCAAGGAGCUGGAAACGUUGACGACAAGUGAUUUCAACUAUGCUGCCUAUAUCAAAUCGAUAUGUCUGGACACCGCACCGCUCACUGAUGAUAAUGACUAUCAGUUCCAAGAACAGAUAUCAGACCAGUUCAAAUACGAUACCCCCUGUGGGAAGUUUUUCAACAAUCUUCUUCUUGCAUCGAUCAAGAAGAUAUCCACUCUGGAGACAUUUCGAUGGAAUGCUCGUCUUGAACUCAACCCCACAGUCUUUGCAGUGCUAGGAAAGACCCCCAGCUUACAGCAUCUAUGUGUUCGAAUGCCUCCUGGAGUAGAGCCUAAUCAGAACAACGCUGCGCCAGCUCCCCCUCCACCAGGCCCUCCCGUCCCAAUUCUUCCCCUUCCAGUUCAGCUCAGCCAUCUUCAUGCGCACCCAGCGCCUCCAAUAGCGUCUAUCCUCAACCUACCGCACAAUCCCACUGCAUCUCGAGACAAAUUUAUGAGUCGCAAGUAUUGGGACUCAACUCAGACGUUCUCUCAUUUCUCCCGACUCAACACGCUGGAAGUCUUAGAGAUGGACAAUCUCGGAUAUAUCGACGAGAUCUCAAAAUGUAUAUCCCAGUCUUCUAGUACGCUGAAACACUUAAAACUGUCGUUUUCAGAACGGCUUGCUCUCUCGGCACGUAAGAAGAAGGACGACGAGGUCUCAGAAACCAGCAGCGUCCAAGAUGAAGACGAACUGUACCAGCCUCUCCCACCUCCACCCCCUCCGGGCCAGCCAGCUGCCUUCACUUCAUCCAGCUCCAAGAAUUCUGAGAUCCGCCGUGAACGUCUUGCACAGGAGCAGGUCCUUAGUCGUCUUUUCAGCCUAGACACAGACAAGAAUCUGAUGGCACAGAAGGAGUCAAACCAACUUGUUGAAAAUGCUCUCAGCAAUGUGGCUAAGGACCUCCAAGCUACAGAUGAUGCAGACGUAUCCUUCAUCAAUUACUUGAAAUCAGUUCUAGAGAAGCUUAACACAGAGAAACCAAAAUACCAAGCCGUGAUAACCGAAAUCGAAAAGGUUACAGGUCCUUAUCAGGACAUAACCUCUAGGAAGGAUUCAGGUGACAACUCACAGCCAGGAGAGCAAUCCAAUGCUCCAUCCGCAGCAGCUCCAAGUGGGAGCAACGACAAGAAUGCCGCGCCAGCUGAGGAUUCUCAGUCAGACCAAGAUAACAAGAAAGGCAAAGAUGAGCCAAAGUCAGAUACCCUUGAUCUCAGUGGGUCCGAAACCACGGAUCUAGAGAUACGUUUACAAAAUAUUGUAGACAUGGAGCAUCCUGAUGAUCUCAGUGAAGGGGAAGAUCAGGAAUUUGUUGAUGACAUUAUCGACAACGUGCCACUCACAAAUGGAAAUAUUUCCACUCUUAAACUAGAGCAGGCUGGCGGAUCAAAAGGCAAAGCGCCAGCGGAUAUGAUACCAAUCGACGAUGAUCUUAGCAUAAAUGAGCACGAUGUUAUUCACAACUAUGUUCGUCAGCACCAUGGCAUCGCGCUCGAAAGUCUUUCAAUCUAUUUAGUCCCAGUAAAAGCCUCUGUCCUUUGCCGAGGAAUUAACGUUUGGGCACUGAGGCACGUCUCCUUACUCAACGUUGGUCCGCAGAGGGCAUUCUGGGCGACGCUGGAAAAUCUAAAUAGAUUCAAUCACCUUCAGAUUGUCUCCGUUCAUACAGACAACGUAACUCGCCAGCUCCUUUCUUUCCUAAAUGCUUUAGCCCGCCUCGAGGAGCUGUUCUUGAUAGAGCGCAGUGCUCGCUCUAGAGUAGAGCCGUCUACUCCCAAAACCACUGUUACUGUUGAAGAAAUUCGGGACCUAGUGCUUACUAAACACAUGGGUACACUGAAGCGGCUGAUGAUAAGAAAUGAUAAUGAUUUAAGCUGGUCUCUAAAUCCAGCAUCUGUUAUCCUCAUGGCUAAACAUGGCCAUAAGCUGGUUGAGCUAGUAGCUCCCCUCGGCUCCCGAUGCUUUCACUUAUUGAUGCGACAUAUGAGCAACAUGGAAUCGCUUAGUGUAUUGCAUAUCCUCUUCUCCGACCCAGAUUACUGCAACAGUGUCUUAGAUGAGGUGCGAGAAUGUGCCAUUGAUAACUUUUCACACUACUGCUCUGUCAAGGAUGUGUACAUUGCCGUGAGCUAUGCUUCUAGUGGGCCUGUGCAGACACGCUGUGUAUUCAUGAAAUUCCGUAACAGGAGGGCCCUGAUACCCCAGGGAAGCCAGGCAACAAUCAACUCUAGCAACAACAAUAGAGUUGAAACCGAUGAGGAUCUUAUCAACCCCAAUCUGUCUACUGAUGUAAUUCUCUCUGAGGUUCUUCAGCACGAAGACGAACCGGGAGUCAAGGUUUGGAAGAAGGAAAAUUGGAAUCUUAUGCUUUGA